AUGGCUUCUCUCGCAGUCAAGGCGUUUGAUGAUAUCCUGUGGAAGCAGUGUAUUCAGCCCAACUUGGGAAUACUGCUCUUCGCCCUCUGUGUGUCUUGUAUUCUCUUCCUCCGCCGCUGGCCUAAGAGAACUCUGCCUCCAGGGCCACCGCCUCUCCCCCUUCUAGGGAAUAUACACCAGACUCCUUCCAAGGAUAUGUGGAAAACCUACAAGCAAUGGCACGACAAAUACGGACCCAUCAUCAGCAUGCAAUACGGACAGAAGACCGUCGUCAGCAUCGGCUCUUUCAAGGUCUGCAAGGAUCUCCUCGAUAAACGAAGUACCAGCUAUAGCUCCCGGCCUCAGUUAAUUGUCGCGAAUUACAUGAACAGAGGUCUUCAUUCAGGGUUCCUGCUGUACGGCGAACGUUUGAAAGCGCACCAAGCCCUUCACGCCGUCAUUCUCAAUCCUCGGGUUGUGAAGAGCUAUGGGUAUGUACAGGAUAUCGAGAGCCGACAGCUUUUGCAUGAUAUCCUCCAAUCCAGAGGCCAUGGCUUUCAGGACAUUAUUCACCGGUAUACCUAUUCCGCUGUCUUCACCCUGGCAUACGGAAAACGAUUCGCCAGUGUCGACGAUGAGACUAUUUUGAAGGUCGAUGAAAUGGCGGAGGCUGUUGCUGAGAAUCUUCAAAAGCCUUCGUUUUUAAUCGUCGAGGCGUUCCCUUUCCUCGACCGGCUGCCUCGCCUACUCGCACCGUGGAGGCGAAUGGGAGAUCAUCACUAUGAAGAGACUAGUCAGCUAUUCGAAUCAUUGUUACAGCUUGGACGGUCGACAAGCUCGUGGAACUGGUCCAAGGAACUAUCCAAGUCGAACGAUGAGCGAGAUGCAUUGUCGGAUACGGAACUCGCCUUUGUCCUUGGGACGUUGGUGGAAGGCAACUCGACAGCGGACAAAAUCCUUGAAUUCUUCAUCAUGGCAUGUGUCCUACACCAACCAGAGUUCCAUCAUGCGCAGCGGGAGAUUGACACGGUUGUUGGAACAGACAGACUCCCGGAUUGCAGUGAUGCCCCAGACCUCCCGUAUGUGAAUGCUUUUAUCCAGGAAGUAGUGAGAUGGCGACCCAUAACACCACUGGGCAUUCCACACGCACUAGUGAAAGAUGAUGAAUAUCGCGGUUACCACAUUCCCAAGGGCGCUACCAUCAUGGCCAAUAACUGGGCCAUGGAGCUAGACGAUGAGCUAUUCCCAGAUGCAUCUGAAUUUCGACCGGAGCGAUGGUUGCAAACGCCCAAUCUCCCCACAGCCGCCUUUGGCUUUGGUAAAAGAUCUUGCCCUGGUCAGCAUCUCGGUCGUCGAUCUUUGUUCAUUGUCGUCAGCCGUCUUCUUUGGGGUUUUAAUAUCCAGCACGCUUGUGAUGAGAAUGGUCAAAAAUUUGAGAUUGAUUCUUCAAAGGUCACGCAGAGUUCACUUACAGGCCCUCUGCCUUUCGAGGCCUCCUUCAUAGUGAGAUCGCCAAGGCACCAGGAUAUUAUUGAGAAUCAGUUCUCGAACUCGGAGAAAAAUCCAGAUGCAAUUAUGGAUCAUGUGCAUUCACUGGUCAAAUCUGCCUCAGGCAGGCUGUAG
Aspergillus wentii DTO 134E9 is the source of this 1602-nucleotide messenger RNA. Its product is annotated as cytochrome P450. Lineage: Eukaryota; Fungi; Ascomycota; Eurotiomycetes; Eurotiales; Aspergillaceae. The record is from RefSeq and is a predicted model, not a curated record. Gene Ontology annotation, molecular function: oxidoreductase activity, acting on paired donors, with incorporation or reduction of molecular oxygen; monooxygenase activity; iron ion binding. The transcript has a single exon. Bases 1 to 1602 code for a protein of 533 amino acids.